Molecule: messenger RNA, 795 nt
Organism: Rhodotorula toruloides NP11
Lineage: Eukaryota; Fungi; Basidiomycota; Microbotryomycetes; Sporidiobolales; Sporidiobolaceae
Product: Hmg20b-like protein
Exons: 6
Coding region: 1-795 (264 amino acids)
Source: RefSeq, a predicted model, not a curated record
AUGUCCGACGCAAAGCACCACGUCAUCGCUGCGCUCCAGCAGGUUGGCCACCUCCACAAGGAGCUCGCAAAGGCUCACCGCAGCGCCAACGACGCUAUCCAGGCCUACGCCCAGUCGCUCGACCACGCAGACGACCCGCUCGCCCUCCUCGCCACCUUCCCCGACGUCUUCGAGGGCGCUGGCGUCGCCGACAAGAAGGGCAAGGCCGUCAAGGCCGAAGGCGAUGCCGCCGGCACGAAGCGCAAGCGCGCGCCCGCCAAGGAGAAGAAGGAGAAGGACCCGAACGCGCCCAAGCGUCCUCCCUCGGCUUACAUCGAGUACCAGAACUCGGUCCGCGAGGACUUCCGCAAGCAGUACAGCGAUUUGCCCUACUCCGAGGUCCUCAAGAAGAUCGGCUCGAUGUGGCAGAGCAUGACCGACGCCGAGAAAAAGAGCUGGCAAGACAUCACGGAGCAGAAGAAGUCGCAGUACAUGAAGGCCAAGGAGCUGUACGAGUCGACCGGCGAAGGUCCCGCGCCCGCCACGCCUGCCGCCGACAAGAAGGAGCCCAAGAAGCGCAAGACCAAGGCUGCCGCUGCCGAGCCCGAGGACAUCCCCGUCGAGGACGUCUCGAACAAGAAGAAGAAGGCUGCUUCGCCCGCCAAGAAGGUCGAGUCGGAGAGCGAGUCUGGCGACGACGAAGACUCGGACUCGGACGACGACGACUCGGAGGAGUCGAGCGAGUCGGAGGCGACUCCCCCGCCCAAGAAGCAGAAGGGCGGCGACAAGCACAAGUCGAAGAAGUCGAAGCACUAA